Molecule: messenger RNA, 1500 nt
Organism: Penicillium soppii
Lineage: Eukaryota; Fungi; Ascomycota; Eurotiomycetes; Eurotiales; Aspergillaceae
Product: DUF2841 domain-containing protein
Exons: 4
Coding region: 1-1500 (499 amino acids)
Source: RefSeq, a predicted model, not a curated record
AUGAAGAGGUCUGCCUCGGCUCUCGAAGGCCUCCCAGAACGGGGUGAUGUUCCUCCAAUGAUGGCCAACUCCCGCUCAUCAUUCAGCCCUCCCUGUGCUCACUUUGCCAUGAUUUAUCUUGACUGUAAUGGCAAGCUUAGGGUUGAUGAAUCAUCUUCUAUUCAAGAGCAAAGUUACACUAUAUUCACCCCAGAAGUCCGUCGGAACUUCCUCGAGAUUCUGGGUAAAUAUAUCGGCUAUUAUGCCUCUGAUUACCAGACAAUGGAUACAACUCCCCAUCGGGUGAGACGUCGCAAGGGCAACACUACUGCUCUUUCUGUCUGCUACGACCGCCUGACUGGGCAGGACGCUAAUAGCGAGAACGCCCCUAGCGAGUCUACCGAAAUGGCUCCUCUCUGUAUUGGAAAUGCCCAAAAGGUCACGGGCUACUAUGAAGGUGCCUUAAAGCACUUCCUACAGCUGAACUGCCGCGUGGUUGCCAAGGCAUUCAUCAAAUUCAUCGAGCCUCGGAAGCAGGUCCGACACCCUUACAACGGUGGAUCUGCCCCCGGUACUACUGGUGACCCAGAAAAAACCAGGCCCGAGUGGUGGCCUUCUGGUGUUAUGCACAAGGAGCCCGACCACUUGAGAAAAGAGCACCGCAUUAAGCUCUUGAUUCACAUUAUCCGCAAGCUCGGCUCUUACGGCAUUACUGCCGAUAAGCUUAUGGAUGUUGCUGGUGACACCAAGCGGAGCUUGAAGCACCCAUCCCAUAUCGAGAUCAUUCACGAGAUCCUCCAGGUCCGUAGGAUGGAGGAGCGUUUCGAAAGAGGUGAAAUCAGCGCCGACACGGUCGUCUACACCAUGAUCCGCAGCCAUAAUCUUAAGGGUGAUGAAGAAGACGACUCCGCCACCUCAGUGGCUAUCAUGAAGCCCGAGCACAUCAGCCAUGUAUUAAUGAACCCCACCUCAUCAUUCGAGCAAGCAUCUACCUCCUUAACCACACCUAUCAACAAUAUCCCAUCAGACUGCUCCCUCCCAGGCAGGUUCCUCAUGGCGGAGCCUCUCAACUUCGAAAAUCCCGCCCGCCAAGGUCGCCCCUACUACGCCACACCUCCCCAAUGUUCCGAUUCAUUGUCGCAGUCCAUGCUCAGCACUCCCAUGGCAGCAGAGAACAUCAGCCCCCACGACGUCUCGGUCUCAGCUUUCGACGACUCCGCUCACAACACCUACCCAAACUUCACUCUAGGCGUAAGUGGUCACUACGAUACCUGGACACCGUCUUUCCGCCAGAACAUCUUCAGCCCUGUCGACUACGCUACACAGGCAUCUAGUCAGGGUAUGCCCCAGCCGUUAAUGAACUGCCAGAUUCCCAUGGUAUCGCACGUGCAUGACAUGUCUCAUCGCCAUGCCCAGCUGCCCAGCAUGGCCUCCAUCCGCCAGAAAUCCAUGUCUUUCUGCACGGGAUCGCUGGGCCACCCACAUCCUAACGAGAUGCUAUCUCCCGCACCGUCUAAUUGA